This is a messenger RNA of Anopheles stephensi (Asian malaria mosquito), 1590 nucleotides long. RefSeq names its product fatty acyl-CoA reductase wat-like. NCBI's taxonomy places the organism in Eukaryota, Metazoa, Arthropoda, Insecta, Diptera, Culicidae. Bases 82 to 1539 code for a protein of 485 amino acids. The record is from RefSeq and is a predicted model, not a curated record. Gene Ontology annotation, cellular component: peroxisome. The transcript has 6 exons. Gene Ontology annotation, biological process: long-chain fatty-acyl-CoA metabolic process. Gene Ontology annotation, molecular function: alcohol-forming very long-chain fatty acyl-CoA reductase (NADP+) activity.
ACUUUCAUUAGUAUUCCAACCGUAUCCAAGCGAGGAACUCCGGGAAGAUCUCCGUCGUGAAACUCAGCGAAGGAUAUAAAUAUGGGUGAUUUAAGUGUCGUGUACGAGCCGCCUCCUGGUGCCAGGAACCGUGCGAACAGUGUCCGAGAGUUUUACAAAGAUGCUACAAUCUUGCUUACCGGUGGAACUGGAUUCAUUGGGAAAGCGUUACUCGAAAAACUGUUGCGAUGUUUCGAGGUGAAAACGGUGUUUCUGCUGAUACGGGAAAAGCGCAACAAGACAGCGGACGAGCGUCUCGAGGAGGUGUUUGAAGAUGUGGUAUUCGACGCCAUCAAAGCUACUCCGAACGGUGGUAAGCCUCUGCUCGCGAAAGUGAUCCCAAUUGAGGUUAACUUUCAGUCGGAUGUGGUCAUAUCAUCUGCCGAUUACCAACGAUUGGUUGCGGCCCAUGUUGAGAUUGUGUUUAACGUGAUGGCGUCAGUGAAGUUCAACGAAGACAUCGAAACGGCAAUCGAUACGAACGUACUUUCCUCUCGCAAGUUGUUCCUGCUAGCCCAACAGCUUCCCCACAUCCGAUCGAUCGUACACGUCUCGACAUUUUACUCCAACUGCCAUCGAUCACACAUCGAGGAGCAUAUCUACGAGGAUUUACCGUUCGGAGGGUUCGAAAACAUUCUUGGUCUGUUCCGCCAUCUUACCCCAGAGGAGAAGGCUCGCUUGAAGCCAAUAAUUCUGGGCCCAAUGCCCAACAGCUACACGUUCAGCAAGCGUUGUGCUGAGGUUAUGGUUCAGCAACAGUUUGCUCAGCUACCGAUCGCCAUCUUCAGACCGCCGAUAGUGACGUCCGCCUAUCGGGAACCAAUGCCCGGCUGGGUGAAUAACUUCAACGGGCCAGCCGGGAUGGUGGUACCGGUAAUACGUGGUCAGAUUUACUGGUGCUACGGAAUAGCCGAUGCCACGGUUCAUAUGGUUCCAGUUGACUAUUGUGUCAAUGCACUGUUGGCCGUUGCAUGGGAUAACUGUCAACGGAAGCAAAUCACUAAACCUGCCACGGACGAGGCUGUCCCGGUGUAUAACUACGCUUUUCGGGAAAAUGUGUUCCAGAACCGAGAUAUUGGGGCACUGCUUGCGCUUGGAAUCAAUUCUACACUUGGACGGAUAUUUGGUCGCUACACUAUUCACGUCACAUCUUCAACCUUCAUGAGGAAACUGUUUAUCCAUUGGUUACUUCUCCAAGCCUGCGUUGUGGACAUUUACAACAAAUUUAUCGGCAAAAAGGCAAAAAACUUUGAAACUAUCAAGCGAGUGGUGGCACUCGAGGACUCUACAAGCUACUUCCGCUGUCACUCUUGGACAACCGAAAACGCUAAUAUCCGGACACUGUGGGACCGGUUACCGAUGGAAGAACAACAACUACUACCAUUCGACGUAGAAACGCUUGACUGGAAGGACUACUUCCGAUUUUUCGUUCCCGGCGUAGCUGCUGCACUGAGCCGACAAUCGCUAGCAAGACAACGGAUGCGUGAGCAAUUUGGUUAACUCUCCUUUAUUAGCCCUCUAAUCGCCUAUCAAUCUCAUCCAUACCUUUUU